This is a messenger RNA of Penicillium maclennaniae, 1518 nucleotides long. RefSeq names its product sugar porter family MFS transporter. Gene Ontology annotation, cellular component: membrane. Gene Ontology annotation, biological process: transmembrane transport; carbohydrate transport. The coding region runs from base 1 to 1518 and encodes 505 amino acids. The record is from RefSeq and is a predicted model, not a curated record. The transcript is spliced from 7 exons. Lineage: Eukaryota; Fungi; Ascomycota; Eurotiomycetes; Eurotiales; Aspergillaceae. Gene Ontology annotation, molecular function: carbohydrate:proton symporter activity.
AUGGCGCUAAAAGGAAAAUAUUUGCACUGGGCUGUGACAGCGGCGAGCUGUCAGGCCUUUCUUCUCCUGGGAUAUGAUCAGGGUGUGAUGAGUGGGCUGGUCGGGGCCAACAAUGAGUUUGGGAAACAGUUCAACCAUCCCAAUGCCACGAUGCAAGGCAUCCUGACUUCUAUCUACGAUAUCGGUUGUGCGGUUGGCUGUCUUCUUAGCUUCAUCGUUGGGCAUAGGGUCGGUCGUAAACGCAUGAUCAUCGCAGGUGGCUCCAUAAUGGUGAUUGGCACCAUCAUUUUGGGCUCUUCGUAUAGUACCGCCCAAUUUUUGGUCGGCAGAGUUGUGACUGGCUUCGGGAACGGCAUCAACAGUAGCACAGUCCCGACAUAUCAGAGCGAGAUGGCUCGACCCGAACUACGUGGAAGACUUCUCUCCGCCCAAGGCACAGUGACGAUCGUGGGUCUCUGCAUUGCAUAUUGGAUUGACUAUGGAUUAAGCUACAUCGAGUCCCCAGUGCAAUGGCGUUUCCCGAUCAGCUUCCAAGCCUUUUUCGCUGUCUGCCUUGUCCUACAGAUGCUUCCACUACCCGAUACUCCUCGGUGGCUCUGCGAGCAAGACCGAAGCGAUGAGUCGGCCUCGAUCCUGGCCCGACUUCAACUGGAACAGCCAGCGAGCGAGUCAACACCAGAGGUCAUACAACUGCGUCGGCAGAUUGAGAGCUCCAUCGAUAUCGAGUCUGCUGGCGGUUCUUUCAAAUACAAGGAACUUCUAUGGGGUGGGAAAAUCCAGAACCUUCGUCGGAUGAUCCUCGCUGGUCUGGUCAAUGUUCAGCAGCAGUUUACUGGAUCAAACAUGAUCAAUUACUACGCACCUGUCGUCUAUCAAAACGCCAUGCAUCUGUCACGCAACCUGUCUUUGAUUCUCGGCGGUUGCACCUCUCUGGCAUAUCUGCUAGGAUCAAUGCUUCCUCUUUGGAGCAUGGAUAAAUUCGGGCGCCGAGCCUCACUCAUGAUCUCGGCUGCUGGUCUUUGCUUCUGUUUUGUGAUGGCCGCUAUUUUGUUGUCGAUUGGUACUACACAAUGCGCCUAUGCUGCGACCGCAUUCGUGUUUUUGUUCCAGAUUUUCCUUGGAUUUGGUUAUCUGCCAGUGCCAUGGUUCUAUCCUAGUGAAAUUACUACCACCCGCAUCCGUGCCAGAGGCCAGGCUUUUGCUGGCUUUGUCAAUUGGAUGUGUGUCUUCAUUGUUGUGCAAAUAACGCCAACCGCGAUUGACAACAUCGGAUGGAGAACAUUCAUUAUUUUCGCCUGCUUUUGUUUCGCAUGGAUUCCAAUGGUUUACUUCUUCUUCCCCGAGACCAAGGGACUAGAACUCGAGGAUGUCGAUCAUCUCUUCGAAGGUGGUGGCAUUACAGGUGGCGUUUUCGCGUCGCGUGGAUACCCCGUUCAGCCAGGGUUCCAUCGCAGUCAGAAUACUGACCGGAUUGAGAAGCCUACCGAAGAGCACAUUGAGUCCGGCGCCAUUGUCUAG